Molecule: messenger RNA, 1255 nt
Organism: Arachis duranensis
Lineage: Eukaryota; Viridiplantae; Streptophyta; Magnoliopsida; Fabales; Fabaceae
Source: RefSeq, a predicted model, not a curated record
UUAAUCUAACGGCCCUGAUUGUCUCCUGUGUUGUGUUCAGUGCACAACCACCACCAUAUAUAAAAAUGCAGACUCAGACAUUGACACACACAAAGAAAGAAACGCAGGCUUCAACACAAGAGAAGGGAAGAGAGGAUUAACCUCCUCAUCCUCUAAACUCUGCUUUCUACUCAUCACACAGAAGAAGAAGAAGAACAACAACAACAACAGCAGCAACACAGAGAGAGAGAGAGCGAUUGCGCUAGAGGUGGAGAAGGAAUCAAACGAGAAGAAAACGUUUUCUGUGUUUUGGGCAACACAGAAGAAGAAGAUCUGCGGUUUCUUCUUUUGUUUCCUGUGUGUUUUGCAACGCAGAAGACAUAUACUGAACCUGAAAUUCUAUCAUUGAUAAGGAUUGUGUGGUUGGAAGGGGAGAUAGAUCUUGAAGAAGAGUAAGAUAAUGGAGACGACGGAGGAGAGAGGAAGCAGCAAAGGAGGGGGAUCAUCGGAGCCAACGGAGUUGUUCUUGCAGUGGGGGAACCGCAAAAGGAUCAGAUGCGUCAGAGUCAAAGACCCAAGGAUUUCAACUCGCCUUAACGCCGUUGUUGGUGGAAUCACAAGGAAGCUUGUUCAUAAUCACAAAGAAACUUCUCAUCUUCAACCUAAUCGCCUCACAAGGAAUUCCGACGGUGCGAUUCUACGAUCAUCUGGAGGCGGAGAUAACAGGAAAUCGGAUUCNNUGGCGGCGGUGGCGGCGGAGGAGAACAAUGGGAAAGUUCCGAUCGAUGGAAACAACGGAGAAGAAAGGGCAGUGGUUUGGCCGAAGCUGUUCAUAACUCUCUCGAGCAAAGAGAAAGAAGAAGAUUUUCUGGCCAUGAAGGGUUGCAAGCUUCCUCAGCGACCCAAAAAGAGGGCCAAAAUCAUCCAAAGAAGCUUACUUUUGGUAAGCCCUGGGGCAUGGUUGACUGAUAUGUGCCAAGAGAGAUACGAAGUUAGGGAGAAGAAAAGUAGCAAGAAGAGACCAAGGGGAUUGAAGGCUAUGGGAAGCAUGGAAAGUGAUUCUGAAUGAGGAUUUGAUGAAAUCACAUUUGGUGAGCUGAAGAUGAUGAAGAUAUUUUGAGUUUGAUUAUUCAAGUACUUAAUUAAAUUUGUGUUUCAAAUCCUGAGGGGAGGCAUAUAUUACAUAGUUGUUAUUUUUGUCCUCCCAAAUGUUUUUGUAAACAAGUAAUGAUCCAAUCCCAUUAAUCAAUUAAGAAGAAAUUUCAUCUCUUUAUAA